GCAGAGAAGGCUGCCGGUAUCGACGACGACGUCCAGAAAUCGGACAUCUCCUCCAGCAGCGGUGGGAUGAUCGAGAAGGAGUCGCUAGGACCUCUCCUCCUAGAGGCUCUGGAUGGAUUCUUCUUCGUUGUGAACCAGGAAGGCCGUAUUGUGUUCGUCUCGGAAAACGUCACCAACUAUCUGGGCUACAAGCAGGAGGAGCUGAUGAAAGACAGCAUUUACAGCAUUCUGCAUGUUGGGGACCAUGAUGAGUUUGUCAAAAAUCUUCUCCCCCAAAUCUCUAGUGAACGGUGUCCCCUGGUCCCAGGAAGCCAACCGACGGAACAGCCAUACAUUAAAUUGUAGAAUGCUGAUUCGGCCUCCAGACGAUGUGGGAACGGAGAACCAGGAGGCCCGGCAACGGUACGAGCUGAUGCAGUGCUUUACUGUAUCCCAACCCAAAUCCUUCAAAGAAGAAGGAGAAGAUUUCCAGUCGUGUCUCAUCUGCAUUGCGCGGAGAUUACCUCGGCCCACUCCUGUUUCCGCUAUUGAGUCUUUCAUCACAAAGCAAGACGCUACAGGUAAAAUAAUCUCUAUUGACACGAGUUCCCUGAGAGCCUCGGGUAGUACUGGCUGGGAAGACCUGGUCAGGAAGUGUAUCUAUGCUUUCUUUCAAGCUCAGGGCUCUGAACCAUCCUAUGCCAAACAGCUCUUUCAAGAAGUGAUGACGAGGGGGACGGCCUGCAGCCCUUCUUACAAGUUCACCUUGAGUGACGGCACUGAGUUGAGCGCACACACCAAGUGCAAACUAUGCUACCCACAGAGCCCAGACAUGCAGCCCUUCAUUAUGGGGAUCCAUAUCAUUGAAAGGGAUCAAAGCUCUCUCUGCACCCAAGACAACACUAACUCAGGAAUGCCACUACCACGACUCAGUCCUUCAAUCAACUCUACCAUCUCGCCAGCGCCAGGGAUGCCCUUCUCUUCUACCACCUCCCCAUCCAGUGGCAGUAUGCUGACCUCCAGCAUAAACCAGCAGCCUGUCGCCGGCCUCCAUAACAUCAGCAGUUCCAACACCAGCCAAGCCAACUACGGAUGUUCUCCUGGAAGUCAGCUUGGAACCAAUGUGGCCUUAAAUAUGGGGCAGGCCGGACCCCAGAAUAGUAACAACCUAAACCUCAAUAGUUCCCCCAUGAGCAGUCCAGGGAUCAGUCCUUCCCAGUUCAUGUCUCCAAGGCCACGAGGUAGUCCAGGACUGGUGUCCCGGCCUAGAGUUUCAGGUAAUCCCUUUUCUCCACCCAUGCCUACCAUGCACUCCCCUGUUGGCUUGUCGAGCAGUGGUUGUAACAACAAUAACAACAGAUCUUUUUCCAAUGUUCCCCAAAACUCCAUGCCAAUGUUGAAUGAAGGACCUAUGACCCCUGUAGGAUUUUCCUCACCCUCCCCAGGCAUGACAGGUGGGGUAUGCAACAACAAUAACAAUCCUAGGCUCUUUUCUAAUACCCCAAUGAACACUUCUGUUCAGGCCAUUAACGAUGGACCUAACAACCCCUCCAACCCCUUUUCUACGACAUCCCCUGUUCUGCGCCAGGCCCCUUCGCAGAGUUCCCCUGGAAGGCUCAGUAUGCAGCCCAUAAAAACAGAGCCUAAGGAGAACAGUAUUGGAAAUAACAUUGACAGCCGGGUUGGGGACAGCGAGGCUAAAAGUUCAUUGGCUGCCUCAAGUCAAAAACUUGUUCAGCUCUUGGCAACCACUGCAGAGAGCAAGUUGCGAGAUGGGGAUCCAACCUUCCGAGAUCCAUUGACUUGCCCGGUCGUCUCCAAUUCAAGCUGUGGGAGUUCAACGACUGGAACGUGUCCAUCCUCUCACAGUUCCUUAACUGAAAGACACAAGAUUUUGCAUCGGCUCCUUCAAGAGGGAAGCCCUUCGGAUAUAAAUACUCUGUCUAUAGACCAUGACAAGAAAUGCUCUGGGUCCAACAAUAGCCAGACUCAGGGGAGCGCAUCGGACAUAAAGAUGGAGCCUUACAGUGAAAAGAAAAAGGACUCCAAAGAUCAGCUUCUUCGUAACCUACUGGACAAGGAUGAGAAGGAGGUGAAACCGCCUCCUGCCCUAAGCCUGGAUGAUGUCAAAGUCAAGGUGGAGAAGACUGAGCAGAUUGGCCAGUGUGGCUCUGCAUCUGUGGUCAAGCAAGUUCAAGAAGACAUAAAGCUGGAGACUCCAGAUCAGUUCACAGAUGAGUUUGAGCAGCUGGAACAGUUGUUACCAUCUCAGCUACCUGGGUUCGGAACAUCUGAGCGGACAGAAACUGGUUUACCAAUGAAGUCAGAGAUAUUACCUACAUCUCUACAGACUGGCACUGUGGCCAGGACACCCUCUGGGCUGAACAACUUUAAUGGCAUUGAUGCAGGUCAGUCACCAUUUGGAUUCUGUGAUCCAUUGGAUCCCGUGCACAUGGACUUGAACCCAUUUCCAGCACCUAAUGAUACCAGUCCUCGGUCUGGACUUACUCCGGAGCAGAGUCGGGUAGCUGUGUCAGGGACCACCGCCUUUCAGACAGAUCCUGGUCUCCCAGACCCAGACCUGGGAAUUACGGACCAAUUCGGACAUUCUGGAAUCACUGACCAAAUACCCUGGUCUGAUAGCUUGACACCUCUGAACCGCGUGACUCCAAGCACACAGGAAGAGAUUGAUGAUUUUCUAUGUCCUCCCACCACCACGGAAGGACUGAAUGACGAGAAGAUCCUGCUGGAACAGCUCGUGUCCUUCCUCAGCGGCAAAGACGAGACCGAACUGGCUGAGCUAGACCGGGCCCUCGGGAUUGACAAGCUGGUGCAGGGAGGUGGUCUGGAUGUGGUCACUGACAGGUUCCAACAGCAGACUCCUGUGGCCUCGGUUCUGAUGGACCAGAAGUCAGGUCUCUAUCCUCAACCUUAUCCAACUGCCUCACCCAACCCGGGUCUCCCCGGACCCUUCUCCAACAUGGUCAGACAGAAGAAUACGUAUGGGCCUGUACCAGUCCAGGUGCAACCCCCACCACAGAGAGGGCCUUAUCCCAACAACAUGAACAUGCAGCCCCGACAAGCCAUGGCUCGUCCUGGAACAGCGUCUAAUCAGCUCCGACUACAGCUCCAGCAGAGGUUACAGGGUCAGCAACAGAUUCUGCACCAGAACCGGCAGGCCAUCCUUAGCCAGUUUGGCGUUGGGAACACGGUGCCAAUGGGGAUGAGGCCAGCCAUGCAGCAAGCCAUCAGUUCUCAGCCCCCGUUGAAUGCUCAGAUGCUGGCCCAGCGCCAGCGGGAACUGUACAGUCAGCAGCACCGACAGCAGCAACUCAUGCAGCAGAGAGCCAUGCUAAUGAGGCAGCAGAACUUCGGCAACAACCUUCCCCCUCAAGGAGGUCUGCCCGUCAACAUGACGGCUUCAAGGCUCCCGCAAGGCCCUCCCCAGCAGUUCCCUUACCCCCACAGUUAUGGUACAAACCCCGUCAACCCUCCCCCAUCCACCAGCCCUUUCUCGCCUCUGGCUACAACCCCUGAGGCUGCGCUGCCCAACCGCACAGUGGCCGGCAGAGGCGGUAUGGUCAACCGAGGCAUGAUGGGAAGCGUCGGAGGGCAGUUCAGCUCUGGGAUCAAUACACAGAUGCAGCAGAAUGUCUUUCAGUACUCAGCAGCAGGAAUCAACCAACAAGGGGAUCCCACAUUCGCUCCAUCUCUCAGCCCCACCAGCCCUCUGAUGUCACCUCGCAUCACGCCAUCUCAGAGCCCCAUGCUCCAGCAGACGCCAUCCACGCCGGGUAUCAGUCACCUGACCUGAAGAACUGGCAGCAAAGCACGCUGGGAAGCUCCAGCGUUUUUGGCCAGACAGGACAGAACCAACCGGCUCCAGGCCAGCAAGGAAUGUACAAUAACAUGAGCAUCACCGUGUCCAUGGGAGGAGCCAACAAUGGGGUGCAGAAUGUGAACCAGAUGACGGGGCAGGUGCAGAUGGGCUCCCUUCCCAUGCAGAGCAUGAACAGUAUGUGUACGGAACAGCAAGUGAAUGAUCCAUCUCUUAGAACAAGCGGACUGUACUCAACAGACCUACUAAAGACGGAGCCAGAUACAGGACAGCAGGUCCAGCAAGUACAAGUGUUUGCCGAUGUCCAAUGUACAGUGAACCUCGUGGGUGGGGACCCAUACCUGAACCAACAAGGACCCAUGGCUUCUCAGAAGACUACACCUGGGCCCACCACCCCCCAGGCUCAACAGAAGAGCCUCUUACAACAACUGCUCACUGAAUGA
This is a messenger RNA of Staurois parvus, 4260 nucleotides long. Lineage: Eukaryota; Metazoa; Chordata; Amphibia; Anura; Ranidae. The record is from the annotation of a GenBank genome assembly.